Molecule: messenger RNA, 495 nt
Organism: Alternaria hordeiaustralica
Lineage: Eukaryota; Fungi; Ascomycota; Dothideomycetes; Pleosporales; Pleosporaceae
Exons: 2
Coding region: 1-495 (164 amino acids)
Source: RefSeq, a predicted model, not a curated record
AUGAGCCAGACCCCCGCCGUCCUCGAACACCACGAUGAGCUGAGCAUCCUCGACGAGCUCGGCCUCUCCGAUGACAACAAGGCGCACAUCCGUCUAAAGACGCUCCUUACCGACCACGCCGAAGAGAACGUCGCAGCGCUCGCUGAGCAUAUCCAGGGGCGCCUGGCCGAGGGCCAUGGGGAGGCUCUGUUCGAUGUUGGCCUGGAAGACAGCGGUGACUCCAUGGGCUUCAAUGAGGAGCAGUGGAAGUUUGCCUUGGAGAGGAUACAAGUUGCCUGCGAGAAGAUCAAAGCCGACUAUAAGAUGCUCAUGACGCGGAACGUUGGUGGUGACGUCGAAGUCGGACCUCGCAAUGCGAAGGAGCUUGGCUUAAGCGGCAAGAUGAUCUUGCGACAACAGCCGCAGAGUGUCGACGAUGUGAUAGAGACGCGGAUAGCGGUUGUAGGAAAUGGUGAGUGUCUCCCGGCGCAAUUGAGAAUAUACACUGACAAUUGA